AAUCCAGGACUGAGGGGGGGCGGGGGCGGGGCUUGUUUGAUGACGCAGCACGUUGAUAUACGUCAGUGCGUGUCGUGAAACAUGUCGGCGUCUGAGACUACGACAAAGGAGCCUCCUGAAGGGAAUGACUCAGAAACACCAGCAAAUUCAGAAGCUGGACCAAGUCAUGUGAAGGGCGAUAAUGCAGCCAUCACCACAGCUGCUGUUGCCAAACAGACGGAGCCCAUGGGUGCUAUGGCCUCUACGUUGCUUCCUCAGCAGCCUGGGAAGGACGCCUCAAGAGCAGGAGAGGAAGGAGACAAGAUGUCACCUGCUUCCUCUCCAAAGAAACAUGCUGCAGGAUUGGCUGCAAAGUCCUUUCCAUCAGCGUCGGCUUCGUCAUCGUCUUCCUCCUCUCCGUCCACCUCUUCAGCGCUUUCCCCCGGCCGAGCAAAGAUGAGUGUUUCCGGACCUGGCAGCAGUAAAUCCAUCCCAGGCCCCGCUCUUUCCUCUUCCUCCUCCUCCUCUGCCACAGCUUCCUCCUCUCCCUCUGUGUCCCCCGGCCCACCCAAGAUCCACCGGGCCCGCAAGACCAUGAACAGGCCUCCACUAGGCCAGAUGAACAACUUUGAGUUGCCUGUUGCACCCUCGGGACCCUCCGUCUCCCUUUCCUCUGACUCUGAAACAGCUGCAAAAAGGAGAAAAACGGAUCCUUUAUCCGACAUCACUCAUGAGACGUCUGAAAACAUCCCAGACAACGCUCAAACUGUGGAAGAAACAUUUGUCCAUAAAAAGCCUUCGACCAAAUCUGCAGCUGAGAAGAGCGACAUCGAUGUCGGAUCAAAGUCAGAGGAGGAAGAGAAAAUUCAGACUCCAAACCCAUCGAAGCGAGCGUCAGGAAAGGUGUCGGAGUUUGAUGACGGAGAGAAAGAAGGAAAUAAAGAGAUCGAGGACUCUGUGAACACAUCGGAUCAUAGCUCAGAGUCUGAGACGCACAAAGCUGAUCUGAGUCGAAACGAGAGCGAGGAGUCUUCACAAGAAAAAGAGAAAAACACGGCUGAUGUGGCCGAGCCGGUCGCAGCUGAAAGGUCGUCUGAUUACACCGAGGUUCCCCUGGGUGCUCUGGACAUCGCUGCAGCCGACAGUCUGACACUUUCUCCUCACCACGAAGGGAGCGAUGCAGGAGACACGGAGCGUCUGGAGGAGCUCCCCCUCUGCAGCUGCAGGAUGGAGGCUCCUCGCGUGGAGUGCAGCAGCCAGCGCGUCAGCAGACAGUGCAUGGCCACCGAGAGCGUCAACGGCGAGCUGAGGGCGUGCAUCAGCCGGACCAUCAAAGGGGAGACGAUGCGUCCGUCCAGCCGGGUUCCCCUCAUGGUGCUCUGUGAAGUCCAUCGCUCGCACAUGGUCAAACACCACUGCUGUCCCGGCUGCGGGUACUUCUGCAUCGCGGGCACUUUUCUUGAGUGCUGCCCGGACCAGCGCAUCGCUCACCGUUUCCACCGCGGCUGUGUGACGGUGCUGAGCGGCGGGCGCAGCAGAGGAAACGGAGGCGGCGGUAUGAUCUUCUGUCCUCACUGUGGCGAGGAUGCUUCAGAGGCCCAGGAGGUCACCAUCCCCUCGUUCAGCUCGGCCACGGCCUCCGCCACCACCGUCGUUACCAUGUCCGCCUCCUCCACCACGACCCCGUCCCUGCCCCCGUCUGUCCCCACGGCGCCCUCACUCACGGCGUCGACGGGAGGGAUGAAGGACGGGAAGAUGCCUGAGAGACCGGUCAGCGCUCGUAUGCGUAGCCACGGGUUGGUCAAGCCGGCGGUGGAGCAGCAGCCCCCGCAGCCGGUCGCCUCUGCAACACCUGCGACCGCCGUCCCCCCAGUGGAGGAGGGCGUGGACAGCGUGGGUCCCUCUCUCUGUAUGCCUAACGGGAAACCCAUCAGUCCAAGUGCACUACCGCCCGGGCCCAGCAGGGCGUCGCUGCAGAAAGCUAUCCUCACUCAGGACACAGAGAGGAAAAAGAAACUGAGGUUCCAUCCUCGCCAGCUUUACCCCGCUGCCAAACAAGGAGAGGUUCAGAGGGUUCUGCUCAUGCUGAUGGAGGGAAUAGAUCCAACGUACCAGCCUGACUCACAGAACCGGCGCUCUGCUCUCCAUGCGGCAGCUCAAAGAGGUCUGCUGGAGGUCUGCUACAUCCUCAUACAGGCUGGUGCUCAGGUGGACGCCCAGGACAAGGACCUGAAGACUCCUCUGUUGGAAGCGAUCAUCAACAAUCACAUCGAGGUGGCUCACUACCUGGUCCAGAACGGCGCCUGUGUCUAUCAUGUUGAGGAAGAUGGAUAUACCGGCCUCCACCACGCGGCCAAGCUGGGGAACAAGGAGAUCGUCAACAUGCUGCUGGAAACGGGGCAGGUCGAUGUGAACGCACAGGACAGCGGCGGCUGGACGCCGAUCAUUUGGGCUGCAGAGCACAAACAUGUCGACGUGAUCAGAUCCCUGCUGAACAGAGGAGCUGAUGUCACCAUUAAUGAUAAAGAGCAGAACGUGUGUCUCCACUGGGCGGCGUACGCAGGGAACGUGGACAUAGCGGAGCUGGUGUUGAACGCCGGCUGCUCCCUGACGUCGGUCAACGUGCACGGAGACACGCCGCUCCACAUCGCCGCCAGAGAGGGCUACCUGGAAUGUGUUACGUUGUUUCUCUCCAGAGGCGCAGACAUUGACAUCAUUAACCGGGAAGGAGACACGCCGCUCACACUGGCGCGGGCGGACACUCCUGUCUGGGUCGCCCUCCAGAUCAACAGGAAGCUGAGGCGAGGAAUAACCAAUCGCAUGCUUCGGACUGAAAGAAUCAUCUGCAGCGACAUCGCUCAGGGCUACGAGAACGUACCCAUCCCCUCUGUGAACGCGGUGGACGACGAAGGUUGUCCGUCAGACUACAAAUAUGUGUCAGAAAACUGUGAAACUUCAGCAAUGAACAUAGACCGCAACAUCACACAUUUACAGCACUGCAGCUGCACUGAUGACUGCUCGUCCAGUAACUGUCUCUGUGGACAGCUCAGUAUCCGCUGCUGGUACGACAAGGACCAGCGGCUGCUCCAGGAGUUCAACAAAAUUGAGCCUCCACUUAUAUUCGAGUGCAACAUGGCGUGCUCCUGUUACCGGACGUGCAAGAACAGGGUGGUGCAAGCAGGCAUCAAGGUUCGUCUUCAGCACUACAGGAAGAAGAUGGGCUGGGGAGUUCGAGCUCUGCAGGAUAUUCCCCAGGGAAGCUUCAUCUGCGAAUAUGUCGGGGAGCUGAUCUCUGACGCAGAGGCCGAUGUCAGAGAAGACGACUCCUACCUGUUCGACCUGGACAACAAGGAUGGGGAGGUGUACUGUAUUGAUGCCCGCUACUAUGGCAACAUCAGCCGCUUCAUCAACCACCUGUGUGACCCAAACCUCAUCCUGUGUGUGUUCAUGCUGCACCAGGACCUGAGAUUCCCCCGCAUAGCCUUCUUCAGCUCCAGGGACAUCCACAGCGGACAAGAGCUCGGGUUUGAUUACGGAGACCGUUUCUGGGACAUUAAGAGCAAGUACUUCACCUGUCAGUGUGGAUCAGAGAAAUGUAAACACUCGGCAGAGGCCAUCGCCUUGGAGCAGAACAGGCUGGCUCGUAUGGAGGCUUGCCCAGAAUCGGGGGCUGACUGUGGGAUGAGCAUGAUGGGAAACUCCUAAGAAGAAAAAAAAACUCACACAUGAGGCCUUUGGAUUAUCUGUUAUACAUGUGCACAUACUCCAUGUGUGUUUUAUCACUUGUACAUUUCUGUAUGAUGCAUGUUGCUGCCUUUUUUUACUUAAAGUAUCUUUUUGUUUCCAUCCUGAAGGUAAGCUCUUCCCUUUAUGGUCGAAGACAUGGACCUAAACAUAUUCUUACACCUCUCUUUACAUACAGUAUGUUUACUGUCUGUUUAGUAGGAAGAACUACCACAUGCCAUUUACUCUGUCAUGCCAACAAACAGGAAGUAUUUUUACACAGUACAAUAAUGGGUCAACCGUCAGUCCCUAAUUACCGUAAUUCAAUUAUGAUGAAAGAGAUUUUGUUGUCUUUUGGAUGCUUGUUUUAGCUUUGUUGUUUUUAUUUUUGUACGUAUAGUUUUCUUUAUGACAUUUAGUGUAAUAAAUAAGCUCAUGAGUUGAUCUUUGAGCUCUUGAAUUAA
Messenger RNA from Labrus bergylta (ballan wrasse), 4166 nucleotides. RefSeq names its product euchromatic histone-lysine N-methyltransferase 2 (gene ehmt2). Lineage: Eukaryota; Metazoa; Chordata; Actinopteri; Labriformes; Labridae. Gene Ontology annotation, cellular component: chromatin; nucleus. The record is from RefSeq and is a predicted model, not a curated record. Gene Ontology annotation, biological process: peptidyl-lysine dimethylation; negative regulation of transcription by RNA polymerase II. Gene Ontology annotation, molecular function: zinc ion binding; histone H3K9 methyltransferase activity; p53 binding.